Rotaria socialis is the source of this 1095-nucleotide messenger RNA. The record is from the annotation of a GenBank genome assembly. Lineage: Eukaryota; Metazoa; Rotifera; Eurotatoria; Philodinida; Philodinidae.
AUGUCGAAACAAGCAUUUGAAGAAGCAAACGAAGUCUUUGUUGAUGAUAGAUAUGAAGAAGCAUAUGAACUUUACACCAAAGCUCUUACAAAUGAUGAUAAAACCGAUAGCCAUUUUACUUCUAAGGUUUUAUCAGCACGUGCUCAAUGUGCAUUGAAAUUAAAAACAUUUUCUGAUGCUUUAAAUGAUAGCAACAAUGCUAUCCAAUUAGAUGAGAACAAUAUCAAAGCAUAUCUUCGUAAAGGUAUAGCAUUAUAUCAUCAAAAUUUAAAAGAAGAAGCACUGAAAACAUUCAUUCGUGGUCUUGAAAUUGAUUCUGCUAAUGAUCAAUUGAAAGUAUGGAAAGAAAAGUGUGAAAAAGAAUUUGAAGAAAAAAAACAAUCCAUUGCAGCUACUGUUGACAAGGAAAAGCCCUCAGCUAUAGUUAAUACUGAGAAAGAAAAACUCGCAGCUGCUGCUGUUCCGGCUACACCAAUUCCAGCUAAAAUUAAACAUUCAUUCUAUCAAAACGAAAGUGCUGUUACUAUACAAAUACCAAUUAAGGGUCUGAAAAAAGAACAAGUUCAAGUUCAAACUACUGAUACAACUUUGAAUGUUGGAACAAAAAUACCUGCAACAGGCACUGAUUAUUCACUAGAACUUGAUCUUGCUUUUUCUAUUGAUUCAUCACGUACGAACUAUAAUGUAACUGGUUCAAAUAUUGAAAUUAAGUUGUACAAACGACAGGCUAUUCAAUGGACUUCAUUAGAUGCAAAAUCAUCAGCUGGGAAAACGCAACCGCCAAUUCCAAUGUGUCAGGCGGUUACAGCUAAAGCUCCAACUUAUCCAUCAUCAAGCCAGCGAGCUAAAAAUUGGGACCAGAUUGAAGCACAAAUUAAGAAAGAUGAAAAGGAUAAUAAAGAAGAUAUGGGCGAUGCGAAUACCAUAUUUCAACAGCUUUAUCGAGAUAGCGACGAGAAUACUCGUCGAGCUAUGAAUAAAUCAAUGGCUGAAUCUGGUGGUACGUGUUUAAAUAUGAAUUGGGAAGAAGUAAAAAAAGGAAAAAUUUCCUGCGAACCACCCGAUGGUAUGGAAUGGAAAAAAUAUGAUUCGUAA